CAAAAAUGGCUUCUCUGAAUUUCGCCACAGUCAAUACGGGAGGGAUUUCUCGUAAAUUUGCCUCCUUGAGACAUUUUCUACACAUCGACCAAAUUCACAUCGCAGCAAUCACAGAGACACAAUCCAAACGACCCGUAAACAUCACAGGCUUCCACUCCUACAACAAACCCAGCCCCACAACCCGAGCCAAACACGGCGUCACACUUCUUGUCUCAACUUCACUCGCUUCAUCUCAACACAUCUUACCCCCUCAUCUUGACCACCUUCAAGCCGUUGCAGCCACCAUUCACAUUAACAAUUUAAACAUUCUGUUUAUUUGUUAUUACAAUCCUCCUCUCGAAACCGUCAGUACCCAACUCCUCGAUUACACUUCCACAUUCAGACACGCAGUCAUUCUCGGAGACUUCAACGCUCGACACACCGAUUUUGGCGACACAAUUUCAAACACAAACGGCAGACACCUCACACGCUCUCUCAACACUCUUCCUCUUUGUCGUCUUCGAAAUCAAUUUCCCACACUCAUCAAUCACGUUGGCACAUCGAUCGUAGACCACAUCAUUGUGACCGAUAAUCUCACACACAUCACAAACACAGACUCUUUCAUUGGCACCACAGUCACCUCCGAUCAUCUCCCUCUUGUCUCAAACUUCACACUUCAAGGCCCCCAACCGCGACCCACGCACAUCCCCAUUUUCGAUUUCAACAACACAAACUGGACCGACUUUCAAAAUUACAUCACAAACAACCUCCCACACAUUGACGACACACUUGACCCCAACACCAUUGACACACAAGUAACACAACUAACACAACUCAUCAAACAAGCUCAAACACUUUUUGUACCCAUCAAACACAUUCCAACAAAUCGCAAACCAUUGCCCCCUCAAAUCCUUGCCCUCAUCCGAGUCAAACGCCGAAUUUAUCGCGAAUUCGUGCAAACCAGAUCUCCAGUCCUCAAAACUGUCUUUAACCGUCUCAAUGCACAAAUAAGACGUGACAUCAACCAAUUUCGUCUUGCCCACUGGUCAAACAGUUGUAGCUCCCUCGAUUACCGAGACGGUAAAAAGUUUUGGGACAAAUUCAAUUCACUCACAGGCCGAAAAUCUCACCCCAUCCACCAUUUGUCAGUCAACAACACCAUUUUUAACACCCCACAAGACAAAGCAAAUUGUUUUGCUGCUACCCUCCAAAACAUCCACCAAGUCCCCAAUGACCCACAUUUCAACCAACACUUUUUUAACACAGUCACUAACAACACUCUCCGUUUCAGGCAAAACCUCCCCCGACUUGACUACGACGCUGACCUCGACCCAGACCCCGACCCAGACUUUCCACCCGACAACCCGGACUUGACCGCUCCAACCACCGACGACGAGAUCAAAGCCCUCAUUAUCCGGCUGAAGAACUCGAAAGCCCCAGGACCAGACCAGAUCAAACCCAUUCUUCUCAAACAUCUCCCUGACACAGCCAUCACAUCCAUCACCACAAUUUACAAUUCUUGCUUCAAUUCCGGUCACUUUCCAACCCCAUGGAAAGAAGCCACCACCAUCAUGAUUCCCAAGCCCAACAAAGACCCCAACAACCCACUUUCUUAUCGUCCCAUCUCUCUCCUCAACAUUCUGGGAAAAAUCUUCGAAACAAUUCUUGCCUCUCGUCUCCGACACACUCUCGAAGAAAACAACCUACUGCCCCCUGAACAAUUCGGUUUUCGCCCCCAUCGCUCCACUUCCGACCCCACUUUCGAACUCUUCACCGACUCAACCCGGAGUGCCAAUCUCGGCCAGUGCACACUAGCCGUCUUCUUGGACGUCGAACGUGCAUUUGACCGUGUUUGGCACGAUGGUCUCAUCCAAAAAUUUCUUUCCCACAACAUCAACCUCAACUUCAUCAAAUUAAUCGACUCUUUUCUCUCAAACCGCUCCUGCAAAGUCAAAGUCCAAAAUUCCUUUUCUUAUCCCGUCCCCCUUCUCUCCGGGGUCCCUCAAGGCUCCGUUCUGUCGCCCAUCCUUUACAUUUUUUACAGUUCUGAUUUUCCUGUUUCAGAUCUUCACCAGACCAAAACCCGCUUCUUCGCCGACGACACCGCCCUCUGGACAUCCCGGACCACCGCCGCCUCAGCCUCCAGGACCCUGCAGCCCCUCCUCAACCAGAUCUCCACAUGGACUCGCAAGUGGAGAGUGAAGAUCAACCCCACAAAAUCCACCGCCAUCCUCUUCAAACACCCCAACCUCACACGAAACAAGAAAUUCGACCCACGCGACAUCACCAUCACACUCAACAACACACCCAUCGACCUUGUGCCAUCCACAAGAACACGCUCAAGAAAGUCCGCAACCGAUCCAACCUCCUCCGCCAUCUCAUGGGAAACUUCCAAGGGUGCCAUUCCCGCACUCUUCUCCACACCUACAACACAUUCAUCCGACCCGUCAUCGAGUACCGAGCCCCCAUCUACGCAUCUCUCCCACACACCAAGACACAUCGCAUUGCCACAUGCGAACGACAAAUCCUUCGCCGAAUUCACCGCCUCGACCGCUUCCACGCCAGCAAUUCCCUCCACCAGGACACAAACACCACCCCCAUCACAGACCGUCUUCACAAACUCCAACAAAACUACAUCAAACGCACACUCAACAACAACAACACAAUUGCCCAAAACACACUCAACACUUCACAUAAGUUUCUCACACGCGACAACACUCUUCGCAACCGAGUCCCCCGGAUCCCCAGAAGAAAACUGCCCCAUCCACCCACGGCGCUUCUCUCAGCGCUGUACCCCGACCUGCCCGACAAUCUUCAACUUCUCGUUGAAGAGACGCCCCUCACAAUGAGACGCCACUGACGACACCGACAAGACACCCACGACGACAUCCACAUCCACAGCUUCCUACGAGCCCCAAACUUCUCACUCUUUCACUCACCACCCGACGACACUCACACUCCCACACAACAUUCAUCCAUUUCCUUGACUGAAGAGGCCAAAAGCCUAAAACAGUCCGGACUCGUAGAUUAAGUUGUAAAUAUCUUGUAUAUAUUUAUCAAAAUCCCUUUUGAAAUGUAAUUUAUUUUGAAUAAACGUAUUUUGAAUUGAA
Messenger RNA from Tribolium castaneum (red flour beetle), 3089 nucleotides. Its product is annotated as probable RNA-directed DNA polymerase from transposon BS. The record is from RefSeq and is a predicted model, not a curated record. Gene Ontology annotation, molecular function: catalytic activity. The transcript has 2 exons. Lineage: Eukaryota; Metazoa; Arthropoda; Insecta; Coleoptera; Tenebrionidae. Bases 6 to 2828 code for a protein of 940 amino acids.